Molecule: messenger RNA, 2102 nt
Organism: Ictalurus furcatus (blue catfish)
Lineage: Eukaryota; Metazoa; Chordata; Actinopteri; Siluriformes; Ictaluridae
Gene: atp1b4
Product: ATPase Na+/K+ transporting subunit beta 4
Exons: 9
Coding region: 152-1252 (366 amino acids)
Biological process (GO): regulation of DNA-templated transcription; sodium ion transport; potassium ion transport
Cellular component (GO): nuclear inner membrane; sodium:potassium-exchanging ATPase complex
Source: RefSeq, a predicted model, not a curated record
CCUGCAGUUUAUACCUCAUUCACUAGGAUGCUGGCCCUGUAGCAGGGAGCUUCUCCGUGUGCGCUGUCCGUCGUGAGAGGAAAAACUAAAUGAAAUCAAAGAAAACAUUUAACGUUUAAUUUGAGCCAAAUUAUCCCGCCGUUCAGUGUCAAUGCGACGUUUCGGUUUCCGGCGUACAAGACCUACUUUUGGCGAAGGGAGCAUGGCAGCCGAGAACACUGCGGGCGGAGCUGAGGAGCUGCAGCUCGAACCCUCAGCACCAAAAGCGCGUGCCGGGUCACUGCACAAACACUGCCAUGGGCUGGCUGAAUCCUUGGAGGUUGAGCAAGAAGGGCUGGUGGAGCACCAACCUCUGGAGCAGGACGACCUCAACUUUGAGAGAUGGAAGCCCAAGCCAAAGCCUAAGAGGACACUGCAUGAAAAGAUAGAUGACCUCAAAACAUACCUGUGGAACCCUGAAACCAAGGAGUUUAUGGGGCGAUCAGGAAAGAGCUGGAGCCUCAUUCUUUUUUUCUACUCUGCAUUGUACAUUUUCCUGGCAGCCAUGUUUGCUGGCUGUAUGUGCUGUCUCAUGUGGUCCAUCAGUCCUUAUGCUCCGACCUACAAUGACCGGGUGAUGCCUCCAGGGAUGACGAUGCUGCCACAAGUAGAUGUUGUCCAUGGAUUUGAAAUCACCUUCAACGCAUCUGAUCGUAGCUCAUGGAAGAAAUAUGCUAGAGCACUGGAGGCUCAACUUAAACCCUAUGAUGACACACUUCAGAAAAGGCGUAACAUUGAAUGCAAGAUGGGCACAUACUUCUUGCAGGACAGCCUGGAGGAGAGUGCUGAGAGAAAAGCAUGUCAGUUUAAGAGGUCCUCACUGGGGCCAUGCUCAGGCAUUGAGCAAAAAGACUUUGGCUACGCUCAUGGAAAGCCCUGCAUCCUCCUCAAAAUGAACCGAAUUCUUGGCUAUCUACCAGGUCAAGGUACUCCAGUGAAUGUGACAUGUGCCGUUAAAAAAGGGACGCCUGAGGAGCUCGGAGAAGUAGAAUUCUAUCCAAAAAAUAUUUUUGACUUGAUGUACUAUCCUUAUUAUGGGAAGCUCAGGCAUGUAAACUACACUUCUCCUCUGGUGGCGGUUCGCUUUCCCAAUCUCCAGCAGGAUGCUCAUCUACAUGUACAAUGUAAGCUAAAUGGCAAGGGGAUAAUCAAUGAUUCACCAACCGACCGCUUCCUCGGUAGUGUGUCUUUUAAUCUACAAGUUGGUGCUUAGUCUGGAAGAAGGAAUGCAGAGGGGCUAAACAAACUUCUCAGUGUACGUUAUGGUUAAAAUAGACAAAUAUACCGUCUUUACCCAUUUUCCUGCCACUGCACCUUUCACUUGUGUUUAGCACAUACAUGCUUACAAACAAAAUGCCCCAGUAGGCUACUAAGAAGAGCAAACAUUGCAGUAUAUGAUAUUUAGAAUAGUGUAGGAGCAUAAAUUGUGUUUAUUUUCAUCAUACAUUAAUAUUUGCUACUUUAAGAGGGAAAAAAAUCACAAAUUUAGGUUUUGAGCCAAACCUGUUCAAAUGUAGAUAUACACUGUACAGUAAAGAGGGUCAGUAUUGGGUUUUCGGUGAGUUUACUAAAACAUCUCUAUCUAAAGUCAAUUGUAUGUUUGCUUUUUUUGAACAAAUCAAGAGAUGUUUAGCUCUUAAGCCAUACAAGUGAUUAAUUGUUUAACAAUCACUUUUUUAUGAAUACAUAAAUAAAAACAAGAGGCAAAAAGAAAAUUGGUAGUUUACUAUACCAAGAUUUGGUUUACUGGUCAAUUACAAAAUUACAAUAUGGUCAAUUAUUCUCCAAAAAAAAAAAAAGAUUUUAUGUGACAAAUACGCACAUACAUUGUAGUCCAAGAAAGAACGAGUAUUUAAUGUUAUUUAUAUAAUUGGCAGCCAGUUUGAACCAAUUUUAACUACAUUUUAACUGCAAAAGGCUUCUUGUAGAAUAUCUAGCUCGAUUAUACAAUAUAUUCAAGAUGAUUUUUCUCUCCUCAGUUAUGUGUUUGUUAAACAAUUAUUCAAGCUUAAAUGGCCUUAAUUUGCAAAAAAAAAAAAAAAAAAAAAAAAAAAAAAAAAAAA